Molecule: messenger RNA, 869 nt
Organism: Filobasidium floriforme
Lineage: Eukaryota; Fungi; Basidiomycota; Tremellomycetes; Filobasidiales; Filobasidiaceae
Exons: 6
Coding region: 34-621 (195 amino acids)
Source: RefSeq, a predicted model, not a curated record
GCGUCACCUCACAAGCACAAUUCGCGACUCGUCAUGGAUCAUGCCAUCGCUUACAACGUCCACGUCGUCCUUCUCUCAUUCAUCCAGCUCGUGUCGGUCGUGAUGGCAGUGAUGGGCUGGAUAGCUAUCGGUGAGGUGAAUAGGGCUAUGUCUGUCUUCCCUGUCGUUAUCCUAGCCCUGUUGGGAACGGUGACAUGGACAGCGGCCGUGUAUAUCACGAUCAUCAACUAUACAGCUACCGCUCGACGGGAAGAAAAGGUUGUCGGCGCCGACUUGGCUAUCAAGAUCUUCACUCCUCUCUGGGUGCUGACUCUCAUCGGCACGGCAGUCCUGACCGACAGAAUCAAGCGGACCUGGUGCAACUGGGGAAGAUUCUGCAACGAGGCAGCGGCAACUCGAACCGCAGGCUGGAUAGUGUUCGUACUAAUCACUCUGGAGAUCCUGUUCAUGCUAUACGUUCGACGCUUCCCUGACUGGAACGCCCGUGCAAUCGGGACUGGCGGGCACCAUCUCAUCGCUUCCGGAGACGAGGAGUCGAGUCCGGCUUAUCGUGACGAGUCUGAUAGGGACCGUUCCGGGGUCAUCAGUAGUCCAUCCAAGCAUUUACGUGUUGGUCUCUGAGACUGUAUUAUGCGAGAAGACUGUAGGAACUCGUCGACAUUGUCCACCUAACGUCGUCGUAGUCCGCAUGAUGCUGUACAUGUUACACUAUCAGCCGACACGCUUCCGGCUGGGAUAACAGGUCGCCACGUCCUGUCUCGAUGUUUCAAGGACUUGCAGCAGCUAUACGGAAGAGGAUAGUGUUGACAGGGCGCAGCCGAGUAGUAUGUAACACCACGCACGCUAUAUAUCAUAUGCGGUAACAUGCU